CUCCCAACACCCAAUCCAGUUCAGCCGCAUUCCAUAUGACUCUCGUUUUUUGCCCGUUCAAGUUGCUGCACUCGCAAUAAUUUGACAUUUAAAUAAUGCCGAGUGUACAUAUUAUUAUUAUACAGCUGAAGUUCUAUCUUAUCAACAUUACGAAUCUCGUGUGAAACGUUGUACGAGGGUGAUGUGUGUGACUAUUAAAGCAAACGCUGAUCAUUUGGCACAAUUUUAAUGCAAUGAAGCAUUUUUUAAAUGGGUGAUUAAGCUCGUUAAUUUGACAGACUGGACAUUUUUUUAAACUAGCUGACCUGGAGAAGCUAAUUCAAAUAUUAUAAAUUUUGAGUACUGUGAAUUCUAUUGGUUUGACACAAUAAAAUAAAUAUAGAUGUGUACGUAUCUGCGAAAGAGAAAUAAAUCCUUUUAAUUUGCACGUAUGUACGUGUGUAUGGUUAAAAGAGGAGGAGGGCGUAUAGUAGAAUAAAAUAACAAGACAUUUUACAGUGAAGUGUUUUUCUGGAGAAAGUAGCAGAGUUGUUGCGGUCACUGGACAAUCGGUGAAACAGAGUACGAGAUGACGGACGACGACCAGGGGGGUGAUCCCUACUUGCCAAGGGUCGUCAAAAUCUACAAGAGCGAGACCGGAUUUGGAUUCAAUGUCAGGGGUCAAGUCAGUGAGGGUGGACAGCUACGGAGCAUUAAUGGGGAAUUAUACGCACCCCUUCAACACGUCUCAGCUGUGCUUGAGGGUGGUGCUGCCGAGAAGGCUGGGAUACAAAAAGGGGACCGAAUUAUUGAAGUAAAUGGGGUAAACGUCGAGGGGUCAACUCAUCGACAAGUUGUCGACCUAAUCAAAUCUGGAGGUGAUUGCUUAACUCUAACAGUAAUAUCUGUGUCACCACAGGAGGCUGAAAGACUGGAACCGUUAGGGGAAGAAAGUUCCUCCUUCCCUGCAUAUGACUACAGCGAGAAAAGAUCUUUACCAAUUUCCAUUCCUGACUACCAAUACCGUUACAAUGAGAAAACGGGGGAACGAUUUGUCGUCUACAACAUUUACAUGGCAGGAAGACAUCUUUGUUCUCGAAGAUAUAAAGAUCAUAGCCUUCUAGAUGCUAAUCUAAAGAAGGAAUAUGUGGGGUUUAACUUUCCUAAAUUGCCAUCAAAAUGGUUGUUGAGAUUAAACGACCAACAACUCGAUACCAGACGACGAGGAUUAGAGCAAUAUUUGGAAAAAGUUUGUGCUGUUAGAGUGAUUGCAGAAAGUGAUAUCGUGCAAGAAUUCCUUACAGACGAUGAAUCUGGUUCAACAUCCAAAAUAGAUUUAAAGAUACUUUUACCCGAUAGACAAAUCGUAUCGGUAAACGUACCAAAAAACGCAAAUGCAGAGGAAGUUUAUCGCGUCCUUACUAGCAAAAUUAGUGUGAGCUCUGAAGCCGCAAAAUAUUUUUACCUCUUUGAAAUCGUCGAAUACAAUUUCGAACGAAAAUUGGCUCCAAAUGAAUUUCCUCAUAAUCUCUACAUUCAAAACUACAGCACCGCCACCUCGACUUGCAUAUCUCUUCGAAAAUGGCUAUUUAACAUUAGUAAAGAAAUAAGUUUGACAAAAGAUGACCAAGCAACGACCUUUUUCUUUUGGCAGGCAGUUGAUGAAGUAAACAGAGGGCAAAUAAAAUCUGCCGAUCGAUUAUAUCAACUGAAAGCAUUGCAAGAUUCUUCGAGAAAGCACGAGUACCUGAAACUUGCUCGCGAACUGGGUGGAUACGGCAACAUAGUUUUCCCUCACUGUCCAUGUGACUCUAGAAAAGAAGGUCAUGUUAUUGCCUCCAUAUCUGCAGAAAGUUUUGAAUUACAAGCCUGUAAAGAAGAUGGGACAUUGGAGUCACAAAUUAUUCCUUUCACAUGGGAGUCAAUCAUUCAAUGGGAUAUUGAUGACGAAGGCAUGGCAUUUGCAUUCCAAUAUGAGCGACCAGACAAAGCUCCAAGAUGGGUCAAAAUAUUUACGACAUAUUUUCACUUUAUGAACGACUGCUUUGAACGAAUCAAGGAAGAAUCAAUUCAUAACAAACGAAAUGAUAGCCAUGAAGAGGACGACGACGACGACGAUGAUGAUGACGAUGAUGAAGAUGAUGAAGACGUUGAUGAAAAUGGAGAAACUGAAUCUGGAACUUGCUGAGAAAUUUCAAAAGUUAUGAUGAAGCGAGCGACGAAUCAUCGCAUUUUAAAGACUUGGGUUUACAAUGCAAACGCAGCUGUUUAUCCUCAAUACAACGCAGAAGAAUGUUGACUCAUACUCGAUUUUAGUUUGAAACGCUUUACAAUGUAAUAAUAUACAUAUAUAAUUAUAAAUAUGACUAUUAAUAUGCACGUCAAGAUCAAAUUAUGUUCAAUUAUUCAUGAUUAAGUUGCUGCGAACAUAUGACACGGUAAAAAUGCCAAAUUUGUUAUUUAUCUAUUUCAAGUUUAUUCUGUUCUAUGCAAUAUCGAGAUGUUAUAAUUGUUAUGCAAUUUAGCAUUGUACAUCCAACUGCUGUGGGUCUGAUGAACAAUUCUUAUACAUAUAUCACUGUAAUCGUUUAGGGUAUGUAAAUCUUUUAAAACUACUUUCAAUCUUUUUUUAAUCCAGUGAAAUGUCCAAAUCCAAUUAACUCUUGGGUGUGUAAUUCAAGAGGAUUUUUUUGUACUUUUAGGUUUUACUGUAUGUUUAAAAUCAUAUACGAUUUAAAUCUAAAAAUACUUUGUAUUGAUGUUGCUUUAUAUUAGAGAUAUAAUACCAAAGUAAAUUUUUAAUUGGCAUCUACUGCCGUUUCCACUUAUGUACUUUAUCUUGGUUGACACAACCAAUGACAAAAUUUCUUUAUUGCACGACGCUUACUGGAAUUUUAUCCCAAACCCACCACAUUGACACUUAUAUUCAUGUAUUGUACUAUCUGUUUUAUGUAGAACAAGUAUAUGUAGAAAAUGUAUGUUCGUUCCUCCGUUCCAUAAAAGAAAGCUUUUCGGAACAUCUCACUCAUGUAUCGAAUUAAAAAUCGAAUAAAAAUUUAAAUAAUUA
Molecule: messenger RNA, 3046 nt
Organism: Folsomia candida
Lineage: Eukaryota; Metazoa; Arthropoda; Collembola; Entomobryomorpha; Isotomidae
Gene: Snx27
Product: sorting nexin-27
Exons: 16
Coding region: 569-2167 (532 amino acids)
Biological process (GO): intracellular protein transport; signal transduction
Cellular component (GO): early endosome
Molecular function (GO): protein binding; phosphatidylinositol-3-phosphate binding
Source: RefSeq, a predicted model, not a curated record